Nylanderia fulva is the source of this 425-nucleotide messenger RNA. RefSeq lists its product as uncharacterized. Lineage: Eukaryota; Metazoa; Arthropoda; Insecta; Hymenoptera; Formicidae. Gene Ontology annotation, molecular function: chitin binding. Gene Ontology annotation, cellular component: extracellular region. The record is from RefSeq and is a predicted model, not a curated record.
AGAUGACAAAUCAAUUUCCUUUGGGCUAUUUUGCUGGAAAUCGUUUGGAAACCUAUGAGGAAAUAUCUAGUGAACAGAACGAUAUCGAUAUCUUUAGCAAUCUAUCUUUUCAUUUUACUUGCGAGGGUAUGCCGACCGGUUUUUACGCAGAUGUGGAUUACAGCUGUAAAAUAUUUCACGUUUGUGAAAAUUCCGGCCAGGGAUUUCCAGUGAUUUGCGCUAACAAUACAAUGUUUGAUCAGAAACAACGGAUUUGCACGGAAGAAAAAAAUAUUGAUUGUCAACAUGCUCAUGAAUGGUACUAUUUGAAUGAAUUAAUUUACCCGACAGAAAUCGAAUCAAAAACUGAAAUCAUAGAGGAAAAUGAAUCAAAAGUGAUUCAAGAAGAUGCAAUACCUUCCGUUUUGCCACUUUUAAUUAAUUAA